ACUUUGUUGCUCAGCAACGAGAAAUCUUUGAAGAACAAGAAAGAACAAGCCUGGCCUUCUGUUUCUUCUUCCUUUGCUCACUGGAGAAACAAAGAUAGGCAGACACGGCAAAAAUGAUCAUCGUCAACUGAACGAAACAGCUUUCGAGAAAGAAGCAGCAACAAAAGUAUUGUAGAGAGAAUGGGCCUUGCAAACUCUAAGCAGUUUAAACAAGCCCAGAUUCUAAUGCUUGGGCUUGAUUCAGCAGGGAAAUCCACCCUCUUGUAUAAGCUCAAAUUUAACGAUGUCUUCCAAACUUUGCCAACCAUCGGUUUCAACGUGGAGAUGCUUGAAACAGGGAAAGAUAUUGCCUUAACCAUCUGGGAUGUUGGGGGCCAACACCAAAUGAGGACUGCUUGGAGCAACUAUUUGGAGAACGUGGAUUGCCUGGUCUAUGUUGUGGACAGCACAGACAACCAGCGGUUGGAAGAGUCAAAGAAAGAAUUGGAGCUUCUUUUGAGGAAUGACAGGAUUAAGAACGUGCCUGUGGUUGUGCUAGCAAACAAACAGGAUCUUCCUGGAGCUCUAAGUGCUGAGGAAAUAACCAGGAAGCUGAACAUGAAAAAGCACUGCCAUGACCGAAACUGGUACGUACAACCCUGUUGUGCAAUUACAGGUGAGGGUUUAUCAGAAGGGUUUCGGAAAGUGACGUCCUUUGCAAAGUCCUGCAUGAAAUCUAAGCAAGAAGCUUUUGCUCUUUUCAAGCAAGCUUAACAUACUCUAUUCUGAUGCAAGGGAGAACAGCCAUGCAAAGCUGACUGGGACAGAAAGUCAUUCAUUUAAUAGAGUAUCUGGUGCUGCUUUUCAGACAGAACAUAUUUAUCCUAAGCCAGUUUACUCUUUUCAGAGAUACUAUUUUGCUGCAUUUUAAUGAAUAAAUGCAAUUGUGGCGUCUUUAAUUCACAACUUCAUUGCUUAUGAAACUGCAUAAAACCGGACUGGAAUGUUCUUGAAAUUUUAAAUAUUUGGUACCCAUAAUGAGAGUGGUAUAACUGCCAAAGAAAACUAUGCAACAGUUGACUGGAGAAAGUUUGAAUGCAGUCCGAGUUCUCCAGAGAAUAUUCUCCACAAACUGUAAAUUCUAAUGUAAAAACCAGUUUUACAACCCACGUUUUAAAAAAAUCUAGUAAAUAACAAGUCAAGCUGUCAUAUUGCCAGUGUAAGUAAUGAAUAAUGAUUUUUUUAAAAAAUCCAAAAAUUCCUUCAGUAGCACCUUAAAGACCAACUAAGUUUUUAUUUUGGUAUGAGCUUUCGUGUGCAUGCGAAAGCUCAUACCAAAAUAAAAACUUAGUUGGUCUUUAAGGUGCUACUGAAGGAAUUUUUUAAUUUUGUUUCGACUCAGACCAACACGACUACCUACCUGUAAUUUAAAAAAUCCAGUUACAUUACUGGGCAUUGUGUCAUUCGCCAUUGGCAGUUCUGAAAUGUGAGCUACAGAAAACAUUUUAUUUAUUUUUUAGUUUUUAAAAAGCCAUUCAUUUAAUUUGAUGUACAUUUGAAUUCGUAUGUAUUUCAACUAUAUGUAAUAGCCUUUUUUCUAUUUUAGUGUGACCUUAUUCUUAGCAAUUCUAUACCCUUGGCCAUACAGUGUGAUUUUUUUAAUACAGAAAGUAGCUUAAAUGCUUUAUACACUUAAAGUACCUAGACCUAUACAAUUAUGUGUAACAGCAUGUGAGGUGGCCUUGAUUUAAACAGUUGAUGUUUCUAUAUUUUUAUUUAGUGCCAGUAACUUUUUUGCAGUGCCAUUAAAUGGUACAAGGUGCCAUUUUCCAGAGAUUGACAGAUGAUCAGUGUGGAACUGAAAGCUCUGUUACUAGUGGAGACAAAGAUGGUGACUUAUCCUCUUAAGUUGUUUGAGGAGUCAAUAUAAAUUUAUAAACAUUUUAGACUUGUUACUUAAUGCCUAUUUUUAAUAUAAAUUUCUUUCUUGUGACAAUUUAUCACUUAUAAUUUAAAUAUGUUGUGUGUUGCCUUACUUGUCUAAGCAGAUAGUGAUUUGCAUUUCUGAUGUUAUGUAACUUAUCGUUACUGAUUAUUUGUGUUUUAUUUUCUGGAAAUAAUAGCAUUUAUUUUAAACUUUAUAAUGAUUUUAUUAGUGUUGCACUGAAAAUACUGUACCAUGUAGAUAUGCUUAUUAAAGAACGUACUCAUGUAGCAGACCUGA
This is a messenger RNA of Zootoca vivipara (common lizard), 2203 nucleotides long. NCBI's taxonomy places the organism in Eukaryota, Metazoa, Chordata, Lepidosauria, Squamata, Lacertidae. The record is from RefSeq and is a predicted model, not a curated record.